This is a messenger RNA of Saccoglossus kowalevskii, 1929 nucleotides long. RefSeq names its product DNA-directed RNA polymerase III subunit RPC5-like. Gene Ontology annotation, cellular component: nucleus; RNA polymerase III complex. Lineage: Eukaryota; Metazoa; Hemichordata; Enteropneusta; Harrimaniidae. Gene Ontology annotation, biological process: tRNA transcription by RNA polymerase III. The record is from RefSeq and is a predicted model, not a curated record.
AUGCCAUAUGAUGAGUUUUCCGUCACCAAUGCAAGGAUUAAACCAAAACAACAACAGAUUGAAUUAGAAUUUUCUUUGGACACAAAUAGUCCUAAUUAUUCGAAAAGUAAAGGCGAACAAAUUGUGCUAAAUGUGGACGGAAUGAAUAAAUCUACUGGCUCAACAUUUACUGGUGAUGUAAUGAACAAACAAAUAUUAACAUCCAGCAACACAGCGCCCUCUGUGUCCAGGUAUGCUGCCGGUCUGUUGAAAGAUGGGGAGCUUCAUCUGACACCUUUACAUGGGAUUGUUCAAUUACGUCCUAGUUUCUCAUACUUGGAUAAAGCAGAUGUCAGAAUCAAACAAGAAAAAGCAAUGGAAAAUGAAGGGGAGUCUUCGCAGGAUGAGGUUGAGGAAGAAGCCAAACCAGUCAUGGUGAAAUUUGCCAGACCAGAAACAGAUCAAGCAAAGGCGAGACGAUUAGCUUCAUGGCAGUACUUACAACAGAAACAAUCACAAGAAAUGUGGGUUGAUCUCAAGUUUCAUCAUCUUGGGUCUGAACAUUCAGAAAAGGAGUAUGGCUACUUGUAUUCCCGUGGUAACGAUUUGGAUGUCACUGAAUUUAGUACAAGUUCAAAGGACUAUCUUGGUAUGCUGAUGCCAGAAGAAGAGACUUCAGAUAGGAAGAUGCCACAGAUGCCAAGUAACGUCUUGUCAAUGACCCAACUAAAAACUAUGCCACUAGCUGAUCAAGUGAGGGCACUGUUAGCAAGUGCUAAAGUGCUUCAGUUUUCCCAGCUAUUGACAUUGAUAUCCGGUCACUCUGAUGUCAUGGCAGUUUUGAGAUCUUUACAACAAGUAGCAGUCUUAGUACAAGGUUGUUGGGUUGUUAAAAGUGAUGUGUUGUACCCUAAAGAUACUAUAAGUGCUAAUAGUGGAGUAUCUGCUGAAAUAUUAUGCAGAGGCAGAGACUAUAUUAUGUGGAGAUUUACACAGAGUAGAUAUGUAGUGAGGAAGGAAGUGGCGGCAGUUACCAGACUUCCUUCUGAUGAUAUCAAAGAAUUCUUUGAACAGAUGUCCAGAAUGCAAGUAAACCAAGGCUGGCAGUUUAUACUGAAAUAUGAUCAGGAAUUCGUUGAGAAGUAUCCUGAAGUUGUACAAAGACAACUUAUGUUAUGGGAUGCUAAAUAUCAGCAACUUGCAAAAUCCUUGAAACUAAGCAAGACUGAGAUGGAGAAAUCCGACAAAAAAAACAAAAGUAAAGAGACUGUGCCAGGUGGACUUGGAGUAGAAGUGAUAAGUGGUAAAGAGAGAGUGAAGCAAGCCAGAAUGAAAGCAAAAAGUAGAGCAGAUUCAAACUCUCAUGCAGGAACUGAACCUGUUGCCAUGGAAACUGAAACAAACUCUGCAUCACAGAGUAACAAAAUGCACCAUGCGACUUCGAAUCACAUUGACCACAAUGGACCACAGUCUGAUGUGCCAUCCAAUCAGCUGCUGAGAACAGAAGUUACAAAUUUUGUGAGGGAAAAACUUUUACAGCAGUACAUUUUGACUAUAAGUGAAUUGCGACGAAUGUUAGUGAGUAAACUUGCUGAAUGUCCGCCAGGAAAUGUAUUGUCUUCAGGUGUGUCUGAUACUUUACUGGAGGAAUGUGCCUGUGAUAUCGGAGCGCAGUCACUUCAGUUACCUUGGCCUAAUAAUACGUCAGUUGAGGACAAAAGAAUCUUGGCAUUGGCUAAUCAUGGGGAUGCAUACGACCAGUAUCGCAGUGUCAUAAUAGACAUGUAUCAACAUAACUUUAAAUAUAGACGUAACCAAUUUACCGAAAAAUUUCAAGAGACUUUAAAAAUGGAGCCCAGCAGCAAGGCGGAGUUUGAUAAAAUUAUAAAGACCUGCUGUGUGAGUAGGGGUGCAUUUUGGUAUUUGAAAGGAACAGUUCAAGCAACAUAG